AUGCCCCGUGAGAUAAUAACGCUUCAGCUUGGACAGUGCGGGAAUCAAAUCGGCUUUGAGUUUUGGAAGCAGCUAUGUGCAGAGCAUGGCAUCAGUCCAGAAGGCAUCGUCGAGGAGUUUGCCACCGAAGGAACUGACAGGAAAGAUGUUUUCUUCUAUCAGGCUGAUGAUGAGCAUUACAUCCCUCGCGCGGUCCUCCUGGAUUUGGAGCCUCGUGUAAUCCACUCCAUCCUCAACUCUCCCUACGCCAACCUGUACAACCCCGAGAACAUCUAUCUGUCCGAGCACGGCGGAGGGGCCGGCAACAACUGGGCCAGCGGGUUCUCGCAGGGGAAAAAACUCCAAGAGGACAUUUUCGACAUCAUUGACCGCGAGGCAGAUGGGAGCGACAGUCUGGAGGGGUUCGUCCUCUGUCAUUCCAUCGCCGGGGGCACGGGAUCCGGUCUGGGGUCCUACCUGCUGGAAAAGCUAAAUGACAGGUAUCCAAAGAAGCUUGUGCAGACCUACUCGGUCUUCCCCAACCAAGAUGAAAUGAGCGACGUUGUGGUGCAGCCUUACAACUCACUGCUAACACUGAAGAGGCUCACGCAGAAUGCUGACUGUGUGGUGGUGCUGGACAACACGGCACUGAAUCGCAUCGCCACAGACCGGUUGCACAUCCAGAACCCUUCCUUCUCACAGAUCAACCAGCUGGUGUCCACCAUUAUGUCAGCGAGCACCACCACCCUGCGCUACCCGGGGUACAUGAACAACGACCUGAUCGGCCUCAUCGCCUCGCUCAUCCCAACGCCGCGCCUCCACUUCCUGAUGACCGGAUACACGCCGCUGACCACCGACCAGUCUGUGGCCAGCGUGAGGAAGACCACCGUGCUGGACGUUAUGAGGAGGCUCCUGCAGCCCAAGAACGUGAUGGUGUCCACGGGAAGGGAGCGCCAGCCCAGCCACUGUUAUAUCGCCAUCCUAAACAUCAUCCAAGGGGAGGUGGACCCCACUCAGGUGCACAAAAGCCUCCAGAGGAUCCGAGAGCGCAAACUGGCCAGUUUCAUCCCCUGGGGUCCAGCCAGCAUCCAGGUGGCGCUGUCCAGGAAGUCACCGUACCUGCCGUCGGCCCAUCGCGUCAGCGGCCUCAUGAUGGCCAAUCACACCAGCAUCUCCUCCCUUUUCGAGCGAACGUGUCGGCAGUACGACAAGCUGCGCAAACGGGAGGCCUUCCUGGAGCAGUUCCGCAAGGAGGACAUCUUCAAGGACAACUUCGACGAACUGGACAACUCGCGAGAGGUGGUGCAGCAGCUGGUGGAUGAAUAUAGUGCCGCCACCAGGCCCGAUUACAUCUCUUGGGGAACGCAGGAGCAGUGA
Molecule: messenger RNA, 1356 nt
Organism: Nerophis lumbriciformis (worm pipefish)
Lineage: Eukaryota; Metazoa; Chordata; Actinopteri; Syngnathiformes; Syngnathidae
Source: RefSeq, a predicted model, not a curated record